Messenger RNA from Ascoidea rubescens DSM 1968, 1965 nucleotides. Its product is annotated as Rad4-domain-containing protein. The record is from RefSeq and is a predicted model, not a curated record. The annotation marks the transcript as partial. Gene Ontology annotation, cellular component: nucleus; XPC complex; cytoplasm. NCBI's taxonomy places the organism in Eukaryota, Fungi, Ascomycota, Saccharomycetes, Ascoideales, Ascoideaceae. Gene Ontology annotation, molecular function: damaged DNA binding; single-stranded DNA binding. The transcript has 2 exons. Gene Ontology annotation, biological process: mismatch repair; nucleotide-excision repair.
GAUAAUGAAGAGAGUGAUGACGAUGAUAGUGACGAUGAGCUUGAAGAUUUAUUGAAUUUUGAUUCCGAUAAUAAAAAUCUGUUCUUGGACGUUUUCAAAAAUAUAAAUACAGAUUCAUCAAAGCCAGAUGAAGAGGUUUUGAAUGUUACUAUUAAGAAAAAUUUAAAUGAAAGCAAUAAGAAAAAAAAUAGGAAAUUUUUAAUAAUUUCUAAAGAAGAAAGAGAUUUUAGGAAAAAAAUCCAUAUACUAUAUCUAGUUUGUAUGAUAAUCCAUGGGAAAAUUAGAAAUAAAUGGAUAAAUGAUCCAAUGUUAUUAAAUUUUCUAUUGGCUAAUUUUAUUACAAAGAAAGUGCUUACUGAAUUGCAUCCUCAUAAAUUUUCAAAUAAAAAACAACUAAAUGGAUUAUAUUCUCGGAAAUUUUUAGAUGGUUUAAAACGGUUGAUGUUAUUUUGGUCAAAUAUUUUUAAAGUGAGUAAUUAUAAUUCAGGGAUAUUUAAAAAAAAAUGGAGCGAAAUAUUGAGUAAUGAUUUCCCAUCAGAAUCAAUUGAUUUUAAUAAAUUUGUUGAUUAUAUAUUGAGACUUAAUGCUGGUAGAGAUAUUGCAGUACAAGGGUUUGUUGCGUUAUUAAGAGCGGCGGAUGUUAAUGCAAGACUAGUAUUUUCCUUGCAACCACCAGAUUUUACAAGUAUAUCUAAAACAAAUUUAGAUUUAAAUUUAGAAAUGGAAACAGAUAGUUUGAACAAAAGAAAGAGGCUGGGUUUAUCUCCAACUCCAUUAUUAAGACCAUUGAAUCCAUAUUUAUCACCAUAUCCUGUAUUUUGGGCCGAGGCAUGGAAUCCGUAUAUUAAAAAAUGGAUAACGAUUGAUCCAGUACACUUUAAAAUUGUUGAAAACAUUGUUAGAAAAUCCAAAUUAGAACCACCAUUAAAUGAUGUUAGAAAUCAAUUAACAUAUGUGAUUGGUUUUGAUAAAUUUGGAAAUAUAAAGGAUAUUACUAGAAGAUAUGCAAGCAAUUAUCUAUCGAAAACCAGAAGAAAAAGAAUUGAUAGGGUUGAUAACUGGAGUUUAUGGUAUAAAAAAAUGUUGGAAAAGUUAUCUAAAAAAAGCAACAACAAGAAAAGUAAAUUAGAAAAAGAAAUAGAUUUUUUAGAGGAUUUGGAGUUUAAAAAAAGAGAUAUUAACGAAGGUAUGCCUAAUAGUUAUCAGGAUUUUAAAAAUCAUCCAGUGUAUGCUUUAGAAGAACAAUUGAAGCAAAAUGAAAUAUUAUAUCCUAAAAAAGCUUGUGGGACAAUAAAAUUAAAAGGUAAAAACAAAUUGUUAAAAGUUUAUCGAAGAGAAAAUGUUCAAAAACUAAAAUCUGUUAGAGCUUGGUUUAUUAGUGGACGGAUAUUAAAGGUAGGAGCACGAACAUUGCGAAUUAGAAAGGCUAAGCCUAUGAAAUUACGAGGGAAAAAUUUUACAAGAGACUUUGAUGAAGAAAAUGAGGAUGUUAGAUUAUAUGCUGAGUUUCAAACCGAAUUGUAUAAACCUCCACCGGUAAAGGAUGGAAAGGUUCCAAAAACCGAGUAUGGGAAAAUUGAGGUUUUUCAGAAAUCAAUGAUUCCAGAAGGAGGUGCAUUGAUAAGGGAAAAAUUUGCUGCAAGAGCUGCAAAGAUUAUCGGUGUUGAUUAUGCAUUAGCAGUUGAGGGAUUUGAGUUUUCUGGAAGAAGCGUAACUUCAAAAAUUCCAGGCAUAGUUGUUGCAGAAGAAUACAAAGAAGCAGUAUUAUUAGUCUGUGAUCAACUUUGUCAAGAGCAAAUUGAGCAAGAAAGAAAUGAUAUUGAAAUGAUUGCAUUGAAUGCUUGGAAAAUAUUAAUAAAUAGCUUGGUUGUGGAAGAUAGAUUAAACAGAGAGCAUGGGGAAAUCAUUGAGGACAAAAAAACAAUAAAUUCAAAAGAUAUUAUGGAAUCUGAUUUAAAAGAUAAU